AUGUAUCCUGGGCGCUCUUUAGUGCCUGUGGCAAUCGGCAUCAGCACCCUUAGCUGGAGGACUGAAAUCUGGGAGCUUGCUGCGAGAUUUUUGAUUGCUUUGGUGCGUCACGAGCACGUUGGCCCAGCCGUUGCAUCCACCUGUUUGAAAGACCGUUCUGCACUCACCUAUCAAGCUUGCAUGGAUGCUGGUUCUUUCAUUGUCGUUGCCCGAGACGGAGAAUGGGAUGAGGCAUUGUUAGUUUGUCACAACGAAGGAUCUGAAUGGCUUUGCUAUUCGACGGACCCGAGUGGCACCAGAUUCAUAUGGGUUUUGAUUCGCAUGACUUUGGGGAAUUUCAGAAUAGUGGAAGGGAGAGAUGGCUACAGGGUAGCGCCUCCGGGAAUUGUGCCCGGGAACGUGAACUGGAUGUGCGACCCUGGCAAUCUUGCAGCCAAAUGGUCCCCAUCCCCUGGUCUUUUGGUGAAUCUUUGCUCGGAAGGUCGAAUCAUUAUGGACAUAGUGAAAGCAGAGGUUCAACCACCAACCCGUCACAUAGCGGGAAGCUCAGGGGACUUUGUGGAACUGAUCAGAGCAGCUCAGGCGCCAGCGCCGGCCCAGGCACAACAACCUGCGGUUCAGGCUGGGCAGGCCGUGGGAGCAGCAGGGAUUGGACCUCCAGCCGUGAGGGAUUCCAUGGAAUUGCAGAAACUUGCGGAGGUGGUCAACUCUUUGAGGAGCGAGAUAGAGGAGGGAAAGUCCAAGAAGAAGAAAGGCAAGAAAAGAAGGAACAAAGGCAGAAAGCGAAGCUCUUCCUCGAACAGCUCCUCCAGUUCCAGCCGAAGUUCGAGCAGCAGCAGCUUUGUGAAAUGGAAGAUGAAUGGCAAAAGCCGAAAAGUGUCAGCAGUGAGCAUGGGGAAGGUGGACACCAAGAAGUUCAAAAAGAGAUCCGACUUGUUGAUCUUUGCGGCGAAGCAUCCGGGAGCACUCACCGCCAACUUCAUCAAUGCCCUGAGGCAGAAACUGAUGAAAGGCGGAAUUGUCCGUACCAGCCAGCUGAGAGACAUCGAGAUGACGGAGUUUGUCACGACCGGGGCCGCAGGCUUGAAGGAGGUGAGGGAUCGGCGCGAAGCACUCACCAUAUUGCAGUCGAUGGACUACAUCAACCAAGGAGAAGUGGAGAAGGCGAUGGACGUUUUGGCUGACUGGUCUGGCCUGAUCGGGCCAUGGAGUUGGAGGGGGAGGGAAAUCUUGAAGACUAUUCCUCCGAAAGCUCCAUUUCAAGCGUGUGUAGACAUUUUGUCUGAGUAUGUGGCAGUCACCCGUGGCUCACUGAAUCAUUCCCUGCGAGGCGGCUUGGGCAAUAGGACAUCUCUGGAAGCCGGGGUCAGUCCGAGUGCAGUGUUUCCAUUACCUUUGAUGUCACCAUGCAAGUUGCCUAGGAGGGGACGGUCACGCGAGCGGGCGAAGGCCAGGAAUUCAUUUUUGAACUAUGUCAACCUGAUCAUUUCUGCUUUGAACCAUAUGUACAGUGGCUGUAGCAGGGUGAGCCGGGUUGAGCCUACACUAGCGCAAGCACGGGUGCAUCAAUGCAUUUUUACAACCGUGUCCAGCUUCCUUCGCAGUGGUGUUCGUACUAGCGGGGAAGAGGAAAUUAAGGAUUAUCUCCUGGAAUCCAUGCACUACAAUGGUGCGGGUGGACGGGCUCAACCACUUGGGCUGCGUGCAGGCGUUCCUGAUCAUGCAGCUGUGGUGGAUUUGAAAGGCGUGUUGGAUAGGUAUGACAAAGGGUUGGCUGAACAGGUGGAACAUCCUUCUUCAUUGCUGUACCCCAAAAGGCUUCGACCCAAACACAUACCUAAACCAUUUUGCAAAUUGCAUGAGACUUAUCCAGCGUAUGUCAAGCGCAACGUCAAAGCUGGACUCCAAACUUUGCUUCCUCGCAAGAGUAUUUACAAGAUUAAGGGAAGGCCAUUAUACAGUGGAGCUUUUGCUGUGCCUAAGAAUUCUGAUGAAGAUAGAGCCAUUUCAGCAUUGUGCCCAUUGAACGCAUUGGUCAACCCUGCUAAGCUGUGGAAACCACGCUUUGCGAUCAUGCCCAUGAUGAGAGCAUUGCAGAUAGCACCUGGGAAGCGCUUGCGUAUUUACAAAAAGGAUGCCCGUCAUUUUUUCCAUUUUCUCCGUGUUGGGCGACGGUGGAGAAAGUACAUGGCACAUCCACCAUUGAAGGCAACAGCAGAAUAUCCGGAAAUGUUCCCGGCACACGCAGGAGUUCCCAUGGGCUUCACAGCUGCUGCUUCUUGGGCUCAGGCCUACAACGAGGCCAAAGCAGUUUCCGUGUCUUUGCCUUCACAUUCACGCCUAGUAGAUUCACAGCCUCCCCCAUCUGUUUUUCCAAUUUGGGGUUCUAUCCUUGAUGAUAUCUGGGCUAUUGAGGAGUGCGAUUCUACUGAUGAUCCCCCUGGAGUAGCUCACAGGUGGAUGCAAGAUAUGGCACAUGCGUGGAAAGAGGAUGGUGUUGUAGAACAUGAGAAAAAGGCAGUCACUGGUGUUUACAAAGAGGAAGUGCAGGGUGUCCUGGUUGAGGGAUCUCGAGGUUGGUUGGGUGUCAGCCGUGAAAAGCGAGCCCAGCUAUUCCAGGCUGGAAUGUAUCUCUUGGCACAGCGGAGACCUUUGGUGGGAGAGGUGGACCGUUGGCUGGGGAAGCUGUCCUUUGCUUUGUCAUUUAGACCUUGUGCAAGAUCCAUUCUUCAGGACAUUUAUGUUUGGUUAGGGAGACACCGAGGCAUUUGCAAGAGAGCUGAACUAUGGCCAUCAGUUAGGGCAGAAAUUGUCAUGUCGUUGCUUUUCAUUCCUUUCAUGCAAUCUGAUUUGCGGUCUUCUUGGUGUCGCAGAGUCGAAGCUAGUGAUGCGGCUCCGGGAGGCCAUGGACGCGCGUGGACUCAGAUGAGUGAGCCAAUGGUCGCAGAGGCGGCCAGGUUGUGCUCACACAAGGGGGUAUAUACCAACUUGGAAUCUGAAUUUGGGAUUAUUUUGAACGACAAGGGGGAAUGUCCCAUGCAACAAGUUUCUUUGCCAUUGCAUCAGUACAAGUGGUCUACAGCUGCGCGUCAGGGUGGCUACAAACACAUCACAAUUGAGGAAGCAAUUGCUUUGAAUUGGUCCCUGCACGACAGGCUCAAACGACCAUCUGAGCUGGGCCAGCGAGUGCUUCACCUGGUGGAUUCAGCGGCUGCAGCUGGGGCCUAUAAGAAGGGGCGAUCUGCUUCACGAAAACUUAAUGGGUGUUGUAGGCAGGCGUGUGCUAUCAUUUGUGCUUCUGGCAUUGAUCCUUAUUUUGUUUGGGUCCCGACCGACGUCAACCCAGCAGAUGAACCCAGUUCCCGCCACGGUGUGAGAGCUGACCAGCACCGUACAGUGCAACCAAAACCUCAUCAAGUGGUAAAGUGUGGGGAUACAAAACUCCUUGCUGCUGAGACCAAUCCGUUUCAUACCCCUUGUGAUCCUGGUUUUCCAAAAGGGGGCAAAGAUUGGAGAGCGGAUGAGGAUGAGUGGUUGCGCGCAUUAGUCAUCUCUGGUCUUGCACAGACAUCCAACACAUGUUAUCAAACCCAGCUACCUGAGAUCUUCAUACAUCUUUGUUCUGGACCUCGGCGGGUUGGUGAUGUUUGUGAUUGGAUCAUACGCCAAGCCAAUUUGGACAGCCGAGCUGUGCUUGCACUACGGGUGGAUCCAUUGAUUAGCCGUAGUUUGGAUCUGGUUGAUGGCAUGUUUGUUUGCAAGAUUGAGGGUCUCAUUUGUAGUGGUAGGUGUUUGGGUGUUCUAGCUAGUCCUCCUUGCAGUACAUGGUCACGAGCUCGGCAUGUGCCUCUGACUGGCACCAGCACUUUUGGGCCUCGGCCAUUGCGAUCGCGAGCAGAUCCCUGGGCAUCUACGCUGUUGCAGGCACAGGGGAUGAAAACCAUUCGCUUCGAUCAGUGCCGCUUCGGGGCCAACGCUCGUAAGCCCACCCAAAUGUUGAUCAGCCAAUCUGACUUGGUUGGGCGUCUGGGAGGCGUCAUGAACAAUGGCGGGCUACCUUUGCGGCUGCAGCAUUUCCUUUUGAGCAUCCUACAAAACAAGUCUCUUCGGCUUUACCAAAAUGCUCUUGGUCAUUUCAAGGAUGAACUUGAUGCAAGAUCUGUGUCUUGGGCAGCUUUAAGUGAAGAUGACAAAGAUAUCUUCUUAGCAGAUGAUUUCAUAGAUCUCAAAGAAGCUGGAGCAAAACGACAAGGAUGCCAAGUGUUGUGUGCCGCUCUGCACAAAAUCUUCCCUAGACACCGGUAUGCUAUAGCACGGCGAGUUUUGGAAGUCUGGAAAGCAGAAGAACCAGUCCGUCAAGCCCCAGCAUGUCCUAGUGAGAUUGCCUUUGCCAUGGUAGGUGCUGCGCUAGCUUUGCAUUUAGGUGCCAUUGCCUACAACCUGUUGUGGUUUCUAUCCUUCAUGGCUUUUCUAAGAGGUUGCCUGUCUGAUCCCGGCCGUGUGCCUUUGGACUGGUGGAACCAACUGAGCGUUGCAGCUCCGCGCUCGCUGCAUGGGGACUGGUUGGUGUUGCCCUGUCGUCACUGUGGACCAAGACCUGCGCGAAGCCAUCACUGCAGAAGUUGCGACAGAUGCAUCCUGAGAAUGGAUCAUCAUUGCCCCUGGAUGGACAACUGCGUGGGGCUGCAGAAUCACAAGUUCUUUCUGACCUUCGGCUGA
This is a messenger RNA of Cladocopium goreaui, 4719 nucleotides long. NCBI's taxonomy places the organism in Eukaryota, Dinophyceae, Suessiales, Symbiodiniaceae. The record is from the annotation of a GenBank genome assembly.